This is a messenger RNA of Apis florea (little honeybee), 2413 nucleotides long. RefSeq lists its product as uncharacterized. Gene Ontology annotation, molecular function: pseudouridylate synthase activity; hydrolase activity, acting on glycosyl bonds. NCBI's taxonomy places the organism in Eukaryota, Metazoa, Arthropoda, Insecta, Hymenoptera, Apidae. Gene Ontology annotation, cellular component: cytoplasm. The record is from RefSeq and is a predicted model, not a curated record.
AUCAAUGUUCAAUAUAAAUAUCGUUUUUAACUUACCACUUCAGUCUAUUCGUUAAACAAUAAAAAACAAACUGUAUUCAAAUAUUUUUUUAAUAAUAAUUUAUAUAUACUUAGAAAAAAAUAUAUAAAGAUGCAGUGGAUGAAUUUUCGAAAAUGUCUUGGAGCAGUGAAACAAAUCAAUUUAUUAAAUAACCGUCAAGCUAGUAAUAAUUGCAAAAUUUUUGUUUAUAGUCAUGAUAUAGAAAUGGCAAAAAAAAAUGAAUUACCAAUUGUUGCCUUAGAAUCGACAAUCAUUACUCAUGGAAUGCCUUAUCCUGAUAAUUUAAAGACAGCUAUUCAAGUGGAAAAUAUUGUCAGAAAAAAAGGUGCUGUACCUGCAACUAUAGGAAUUUUAAAUGGACAAAUACAUGUUGGUUUAAAUAAUGAACAACUGCAAAUAUUAGCACAAUCACAUUCCAAAACUGUUAAGUGUUCAAGCAGAGACAUAUCAACAAUUGUCGCUCAAAAAUUAAAUGGAGGAACAACUGUUAGUGCAACAAUGUUAAUAGCAAAUCUACUACAUUUGCCUAUAAUGGCAACUGGAGGUAUUGGUGGUGUUCAUCGUGGGGCAGAAAUGACUUUUGAUAUUAGUACUGAUUUAAUAGAACUUGGACGUACUCCUGUAGCUGUUGUUUGUUCUGGUGUUAAAUCUAUAUUAGACAUUGAAAAGACAUUAGAAUAUCUGGAAACUCAUGGAGUUCCAGUUAUAAAAAUUGGUAAAACAAAUUAUUUUCCUGCAUUUUAUUGCACUGAAACAUUUCAGAAAAUAAAAGCGCCACAUAAAGUAUCAACUUCAGAAGAAGCAACAGAAAUUCUUAAAAAACAAAGAGAAUUAGGUUUUCAAACAGGAAUAUUGUUUACUGUCCCCAUUCCUGAAAAGUAUGCAUUGGAUUCUAAAGAAAUGGAAUCAGCUAUACAUAAAGCUCUAGAAAAUGCAAAAUAUCAAAAUAUCAGUGGAAAGAAUGUUACACCAUUUUUACUAGAAGAAUUAAAUAGAAUUACACAUGGUCAAUCUCUUCAAGCUAAUAUGGCACUCAUAGAAAACAAUGCAAGCGUAGCAGCAGAAAUUGCAGUGAAUUUGGCAAAAAAAUAUGUUCAAAAUUCUUUUAACAACAACACAUCUGAAUGCAUUUUUGUAUCAAAGCGAAAUCCAAUUGUAAUUGGUGGAGCAGUAAUGGAUACCACAUUGCAAAUAAAGGAGUCUGAGAUAAAAGUAAGUCAAAUCUUAAGUCAGAAUUAUACUAAAUAACCAAUUUUUCUUAUAUUCAUAUAUCAGAGAAGUUAUAGAACGUUUAACAGUAUUUACAUACAAUUACGACCACAUAAGUUUUAUGUACAUUUAAGAAUAUUUAAUAACAUGAACUUAUAAUAUAGUAUGGGGAAGAGUGAUAUGAUAUAAUAAUAUGAAUCACUAAAAUUAUAAAGCAUGAUUAAAGUAAAAGUUAAAAAAUUAUACAGUAUAUUGAAAUAAAAAUAUAAGAUAGAAUAUUUUGAAAAGGAAUAUUUUUUUAAUUAAAUUUCUUUGAGUUGUUUAAAUAUAUAUUCUUAAUGUAUCAAUCCAAGACGUAUUUGUAAGAAUUCUUCCAAAAAAAUUGAAAAAAAAAUCUAUUUAAGAUAAGCGUUUUCCAUUUUGUAUAAUAAUAUGCAUAAUUAUAAAACUAAUGAACUGAUUUUAUAUUUACACUUUUUCCCAUACUUGGCUAUGGUAGUCCUAUUGGGUUUAUCAUGUACGAAAUAACGUACAUAUCAUAACUAACCAUUUACAGAUACAGUAAAUUGGAUUUCUUAAGCAGGCACUAUUCAAAGCUCCCUCUCUUUCAUUCUUCUCAAUAUACAUAUUACAUUUAAACAUCAGAUAUAAAUUACUACACAUGUUAAACUUUUUUAAAACCUUCUUAUGGGAUCAUAAUUCAUUGUUGUCGGGAUACAUUGUAUGACUAAAACAUAGAGAUAUGAACCUUUUUAAUUUAACUAUUUGACGAUUGAACGAAUCAAAGGAACGAAUUAAAACGUGAAAAAUAAUAUCGUCCCUUUUUAGUUAAAAGUUUUUUUAGUUAAAGCUUAUGCUAAUUAAAAGUAGCGUGUAGAUCUUCACUUCUGGGCGGCUUGCAGUAACAUAUUUGCCUCUUUCUAAAUGAUCAGUUUAAAAAUCAAUUAAUACUAUCUAUUAUUUGUUUUACAUAUAAUAUAUCCUUAUAUACAUUUAGUGGCAGAGGCUGUAUGUCUGCGAGGUGUAAGCUUUUAUAUUAUUUUUAUUAUUGUAGCUUAGUACAUUCAAUGAUAAUUCGAUGGCCUGAUUAAGAAAGAACCCUUGAAAUGCAAUUUUUAUCUUUUCUCUCUUUUUUUUUUAUAAUAAUUAAAAAUUAUGAUAUGAA